This is a messenger RNA of Cyclopterus lumpus (lumpfish), 3658 nucleotides long. RefSeq names its product cilia- and flagella-associated protein 69-like. The transcript has 23 exons. The coding region runs from base 285 to 3116 and encodes 943 amino acids. NCBI's taxonomy places the organism in Eukaryota, Metazoa, Chordata, Actinopteri, Perciformes, Cyclopteridae. Gene Ontology annotation, biological process: olfactory behavior; positive regulation of flagellated sperm motility; response to odorant. Gene Ontology annotation, cellular component: non-motile cilium; sperm midpiece. The record is from RefSeq and is a predicted model, not a curated record.
GUCCGACACGGUAACCACGGCAACGGUAGUAAUGUUACGCUGUCAGACUUGAGCAACGGGAGCAGAGACAGAGACAGGUGAUGGACGACUGGCGUUAGUUAUGGAGCUGUUGGGUUUUAUCUGACUUGUGUUGCUAUAAAGCAACUCGUCUGUCUUCCGUUAAAGGUAACGUUAGCUCGUUGUUCCUGCGGGGAUAGAAAGUAAACCCGGAACAAACUAAAUCCACAUGAUCCGGUCAUGUUUAAAGUGAGUAACGUUAUUUUAACCAACAAGGCGUUUUGAAAAUGGAUUCAGACAGAAUUGUGCAGAGAAGAAACCCGGACAUUCCUGUAAUCAGACCAAGAGCAUCGGAUAAGAACCCACAUAUACCGGAGUAUGUCUGCAACCAAAGAAGACAGAGGACCGGACCUGUAACUUCUCAACAGGUCGGUGUUAAAAGUCUUGAACUCCGUAAGGUGAUCCGUCUCCUUGAAGAUCCUUUGACAGCUAACUUGAAGGAGAGGCACCUUUUUGUCCUGAAGAAACUACUGAAGAGAAGCCAAAUCGGCUUUCUUUUGAAGGAGCUGACGGGCAUCGCCAAAAUACUCGACGCCUGUGCUGAGAAAGUGACGGAUCACCGUGAGUAUGUGCCCAUCCUGUGUGAUGCACUUCAAAUCUGUAGGCUUCCCUUCUUGAAGGAGAAAGCCUCCGAUGAGCUGAACUACGCUCAGGACGUCAUCGAGUUCCUCUCUCACAUGGGCUACCUGAUGAGGGUGUCCCACGCUGAGGUGAGACAGCAGAUAGUUGAGUCUGUGAAGUCAUUCUACGGCUGCGUGUCUCCCAGACAGCUGCUUGACGGGCUGCAGCCAACCUCUCCGGGCUACAGGCUGCAGCUGCUGGAGCGCAGUGACCUGGCGCCGACGCUGCUCCUCUCCCUGGCCGCUCUGGAGAACCAGCCCGCCAUCAAGCUGCCGCUCCUGCAGACACUUCAGAUCCUCUCCAGCUCCUCUGAUAUGAACUGCGCACUAAUACUGAAUGCUCGAGGAGCAGAGACGAUCUGUCUGCACAUGAACGAACCCGACCCGUCCGGCCAGGUCCUGAUCCACUCCACCGAGAUCCUCUGGAACCUGCUGGAGAGCGGCAGCAAGGAGGUCGCUGCUCAGCUCAGCCGCAUGGAGUGUGUCAUACCUCUGAAAGAAGCGUUUCUUCACCAGCUGAUGAACGGCUCCCGACACUCGGACCUCCAACUCAGAAACGAUCUGCUCGUGAUCACAACUCUCAUCGCGGAAAGCCCUAGCUGUCUGCUUAUUGAGAGUUUAUUUGCCAAACAGCUCGUGGUUUUGGCCACAUUUCCAGAACUGAAAAGUUACAACCCUUUGGUCCGCAACCUAAAGCUGGCCUACAAACACGAAGACUUGAAAAUGAAGAAGUUGCUUUUGAAUCUGUUGGUUUUGAUGUCAAAGGACUUUGCUGCGCUGCAGCUUUAUAAAGAGGAAAGAGUCAUGCUGGCUCUGUUGACGCUCGUGAAGCCGCCCGCUGCCUCGUCCGAGCGCCGGUCCGCGUCCCUCCAGUGGUCCUCGGGCCAGCGGGAGGAGCUCCAGCUGCAGGCGCUGGCCACCCUCUGCACCGUCGCUCCGCUCAUGUUGGACGACUACAUGACCUGCCAGGGGAACACCUGUCUGCUGCUACUGCUGGACUGGUGCGUUGCUCAAGAUGCUUUCUUUGGUCAGGGUCACGGCUCCCACAACGGAGGAGCAAGAGGCAGCACGAAGGCUCAGAUGCAGCAUUGUAUCAGAGUGCUGAGAUCCGUGACGUCUUUAGGAGAAGACUCAGUCAACCAGGACUUCUGUGAUCAAGGAACCAUCAACCAGUUCUUGGGGAUUUUGAUGCAUAUGGAAACGAGUCCUGACGAGGAGGAUGUCGUCACCCUGGAAAUAAAGUCCGAUAUUCAACUGAUACUUUCAGCGCUGUGUGAGAAGGACAUGCACAGAAAGGAGCUGUUUGGAUCAGAGGGAGUUGAGAUGGCGAUUCACUUCCUGAAGAAAGGCUGCGACAGGUUCUACAGCGGCUUCGGACACAACAAGCUCAUCCUCUCAACGGUGGACUGCGUGCGGUCCUGUAUUGUGGGCUGCUACACCACAGAAGAUUUCUUUUUGGCUAAAGAGGGGGCGUGUCUUCUGUUGGACUUACUCAGUUCGAGCCCCAGAUGCGUACACUGCAUCGUCCUCGCCGCCCUGCUGGAGUUGAGUGACAACCCCAAUUCUCUGUCUCACAUCCUGAGCUGGAGGGACGCCGGUGGUCAGACCGCCCCCAGAUUGCUGCUGCACCUGUGGAGGGACGAGGAGGAGGAGCUGAAAGUCAGCCGGAACCGACAAGGAGGGAUCGCAGACCCCCAGAGACCCAUCCUCAUUCACCACCAGCAGGAGGACAGCCAGCUGUCAUUUCCCUCCAGCAUGUCGAGUGCAGCAGUGCUGGAGCUGUCAGAGAACCUGCGGUUAAAGAUUUACUCCAUCUUCUGCAAACUUGGUUUUCAAGACCUCCCUGGAUUGUCGAGAAAACAUUAUGUGACCUUGAGCAUCGUCAGGAGAUACCUGGACUUCAAGGUCGGCGAGGUGUGGGACGAGAUCCGCAGGGAGCUGAGUUUGGACGGGGUGAGGCCGAUCACCCCCGACGAGGAGGCCCUGAGUACCAUCUGUAGGAUUGCAGCGGACACUGCGAGGAGGGUGGCGGCGGAACAGAACAGCAUCCUGGAGCAACAGGAGAAGGAGGACGCCGGCGAGGAGGAGCUGCUGUACACGGAGAUUAAGUCUCAUUGGAAGCAGCGGGAGCUCAUAGCCAAGUCAUGGGACCGUUACGUUUCCAAGACUUCAAACUAUGAGAUCCUGAAGGAAGUAAAAGCACAGAGGGAGGAAUACAUUGAAUCGUUCAGAGCCAAAGCCAAGCACCAGGACGCUGCUGUUCGUCCAACAGAGCAUUUCAUCGGGGAGGUGAUGUCUUUCGAGAGAACGGGCGCUCAGGGGCCCGCUGGAGUGAAAGUGACCAUUGCCCGAGUUCCCAUCAAGGCUGCGGGUCCGGACCAAGUUGGAGCCUCAAGUCAGGACCCAGAGUACUUCACCACCGUGUCUGUAAAAGACUGAUGUUUCAUAAGCGCCCUUUACAUUGGUAUCAAACAUUUAUUUGAUCUUGUGGACUUGAAUACACACCCAACACGACGCAGACCAAACCCUGCAGCACGGCCACACAUCCAUAACCAAUACAUGUUUAUUCAUAACGGCUUCUAAUUCAUACCCAGUCCAUCCAUACUGAAGGGUUUGAUUUGACUCUGGCAGCAAAUGCAGACGGUGAGGUCACUUGAUCACAAUCAGCACCUUGUAGUCUAGUCCGUCCAUUAAACACACACACACACAGUGCAGUAAACUAACUGGCCUUUGUGGCACUAUGUUCAUGUAUAAUAAUAAAACAACAUGCAUGUUCAUUUUUUUCAGAUAACAUGAAACGUAAUUUAAUUUGUAACACCCCACCCCCCAAUAAUUAAAAGGUUUCUCUGCAUUCAUUCUACCACGUUCUUUGUUUAUAUAACUCACGGGGCAACAUGAACAGUGGCACCCUGAACAGUCAAUGUGGCAUCAUGGGGCCAUCAACUGAGGCCUUAUGUAACACCAAAAUAUCAAACCCAGCA